AGGGAACGGUCGGAGUCGCGAAACCUCUCGUUUUUUGAAUAAAAUAAAUAAAUGUCGAUUAUAAAAAUCACUAAUUUAUAAUUGGAUGAUGGAAAAACCUUUGAGGUAGUGAUUAAAAGUGUUUUUAAAGUGAAGUGCAAUAAAAACUAGUGACUAAGUGACCCGAGUGCGAACAAUUAUGUUAAUGACAGUGUUAGAUUUAUGUGAAAGGUUAAGUGUUAUCGAAGGUGCGUGCAAUAAAUGUCAGUAGCUUAUAAUAUUAUUAAGUAUUGUUGCUGUACGCGUGACAUUAUUUGGAGGGAAAAUUUUGUAUUCGUAGGCGGAGCCUCCAGCACGGGGACACGUGACACGGAAACUGUCACGCCGCCCUUGCCUCUUUCCCCUACUUCUUUGACAUCAACAACAACAACAUCUACUACUACUACUACUACUACUACUACUACUACUACUACUAUUACUUCCACAUUUACUACUACUGGUACACUCUAUCAUCACUCUUCUACCUCACUCUGUCCCGUCAGUUCCCUCUUUGCCACCCUCCUGGACAGAGACCCCACUCCGACGAACGAAAACGACCGAGUGAGUCGUCGCGUCUCUCCGGAAUCACCGCAGCGUCACAUAAAAUGCGACCACGGGACUCCGAACCCCUUUGUCACCUCCGUCGCAGCCGAGCCAGCUUUUAAUAAAAUAUUUUAUUCGGACAAAAACAAAUUUAUUUAAAUCAGGAAAUGCGACAGGCACAGAUUGGCCUCGAUUGCAGGCCAGACUCACUAGCGUCCUUGGAAAACAAAGAGGGAGACGUAAAAAUAAAACAAGAAGUGAUAGAUGUCGCGGAAAUAAGUCCUGGAGUGAGGAUCAAACAGGAACUGGGGGUCUCGAGAAUAAAGACUGAGGAGGAAAAUUACAAUGAGCUCAAUGGUUACAAUGCAGUAGCUCCAGAGCCGAAGCACUUCGAUAGAAAAGGAGACGAGAGCAUUGGGAAUUUUGGCCGCGUACCAGGUCAGUACCCGGUGAUGCAGCAUCCGGCUUAUCGAGCCGUCGGCGGACCGGGACCGCCAAAUAGUUUUGGUUUUCCCCAUUUCUUUCCUAAUUCGCUGACUUCUUCCUCGGUCCCCACGUCGCUUCACUCGUUCCUCGAUCCAGCGCAGACCCAAAACCUUUCUUCGGCAACAGAUCACGAAAAACACCUCAGCGAGAUGAACAAGCUCCAGUACAACAGUCACAAGUCCAAUUAUCUGUAUCAUCAGCAGCGUCAAGACAAAUUGAAGGACCUAAAUGAGUCACUCAAUCGCGAGUACCGGAACUAUCACGAGCAUCAGAAAUUGCUCGAAAUGUACCCGCCGUUUCGUGCACCUCCCGAGCUCUCCCAUUUCAUCCAACAGCAGCAACAACAUCAGCAGCAUCAUAAUAACAUGAGAAGUUUGUAUUCGGGUAAACAUUCGAGGAAGUGGAACAACAAUUUAGCCACGAGAUUACUGCAGCCGACAUCCGUGGGCUCGUGGUUCGCGCGCCCAGAAACUCCAAUAAACUCAUCCUCGUCUCCAGCCUUGGCCGCAUCCUCGCUGAGAAAUCACGUCGAUCUGACGAAAGCCGCAGAGCCGCCAAUUAAUGGACGAAGUAUCCACGGACAAAUACCAACAAUUUGCACAUCCAUCAGAUGCACGCUGACCGGCUGCACCUGCGACUCGUUCACUCCCGGGAAGCGUCACCUCCGCUACUGCGACAAGUGUCACCACGGCUGGGUCCUCCACGCGCUCGCGCGACUGUCAAGCCUCCAGCCGACUCCUCUUAGUCCAAGCAGUGGUGCAGCGGCAGCAGCAGUAAGAGGCACCGACGUCAGUGGAGGGGAUGUCGCCACCAGCCCACGAUGUCAUGGUAGGGAGGACAAAAGCGCCGGAGGGAGGGUAGAAGUACGCGACGGCGAGCGUGGAGGUGGAAGCGGCGACUCCGGUGGUGACGGUGACGUCGGUGGUGGUGGCGAUCGCGGUGCCCAUGGUGGGGACACCGCUCGCGAGGUCGCGGAGAAGGAGGAGAGUCCACCGGCUUCAGAGACUGUCGAGCCGACGGCCGUGUUUGACGUCGCAUCCCUCGUCCUUUACGGCUCACGCGCGCUACCCAUUCGACUUAAGAUUUUGCUCGAUCAGUUGUUUAACCAGUUGCCUCACGCGAAAGUGACACGACUUCUAGCCGCUUUCGGCUGGACACACGAGGAUUACUCCAGAGGAUACAUACUGCAGGACUCGCAGAACGGCCCACUGCUGGACCGAUGGAGUAUCUGUUCAGCUGAGGAGGAGCCGCUGGUGCUACAGCAGUUCCUGAGAUUUCCCGAGACGCGGCCUCUAGUGCAGCAGCUACUGCUGGCUGCUGGAACAACUUCGUCUACGGAUGCUAUGUCACCGAGUAGACGACCGUCACCGCCGACUAUGCCAUUAGCACACUUGCCACCAUCGAUGCACUUAUUACACUGCCGAUUACCGCAUCCUGGUUCACGAUUAGCGCCCUCGCUGCCACCAACAACUUCAUCUCAUCUCUCCAUGUCGCCGUCCGCACAGACAAAACACUUUACGCCAGCAUCAACCGCAUCUUCAUCAGCUGCCAACACUCCGGGCAACAAUUGCAUCACCACAUCGCCGCCUCGCAGCAUCGAGUCUUCGCAUUUGGCUUCGCCUCUAAACAGACUCCAGAACAUGCAGCCCUUCGAUUUGCGUGAAUUUGGUGGCCUCGGAUUGGCGGGAUUCCCGCCGUUGGGUCCACCACCUCUAGAUCAGCUGAUGCAGGCCAGAAAAUCACUGCGUCCGCACCCACAGAGUCCACACAGUCCGCCGCAUCAUUCUACUGCUCAACUGAGGCCUCCGAUGCCAGUAGCGCCGAUCUCCACUACUGCUCUGGCAUUCGGUCAUCCUCUAGCUGUUGCGGGAUCAUCUGGAGCUCUGCCUCCAAACUUCCCAGUCAAUUUUUCUCAUCACGCGAUGGGAAAACUCAACACCGUGUUAACGGGACAAGCUAGUGCUGAUGUAUUCAGCGGCGGUGAGAAGAGCAUCAGUGAAGUCGGCUCCGAGACAGAAGACGACGAUGAGAACUCCGGCAGCGCAUUGAAUUUAAGUAGAAAAGAUUCUGGAAGACAUGACAAGCGAUCCAGACCUACAGUAUCUAUGCAAGGAACUCCGGCUCUCAGCAGACCCCAGGGAGUUCCUGGCAGAAAAUCACAAUCUCCUGGCAAACGCAGCCAGUGGGGAACUACGUCAAACUUACCCCCAAACCUGGGCACGCCUUUCAUAAACCCUGCAACGGGUAAAAAACGUGUCCAGUGCAAUGUAUGUUUGAAGACUUUCUGUGACAAAGGAGCACUAAAGAUUCACUUCAGUGCAGUCCAUCUACGAGAGAUGCAUCAGUGCACCGUCAAAGGCUGCAAUACUAAAUUCAGCUCGCGACGAUCACGAAACCGUCACAGCGCAAAUCCAAAUCCUAAACUACACUCGCCUCAUUUGCGUCGCAAGAUCUCUCCGCACGACGGCCGCUCAUCAAUGGCCCACGCUCUGGUGCUGCCGCAACAAAUAGGGCUGCCCGUGCCGGCGAGUGGACUGAACCAUCUUCCCUUCGGUUCAUUUCCUCUGCUGACUCCGCCACCAGAUCUUCGGUCACCCGCGUCGCUGUGCGCGCUAGACUUCAAACACCUGGAUCUGUCGUCGACCCAAAGCCAAGUUAUGUCUUACGACGAGGCGAUUCAUCAGCGAAUGAUAACCACCACUGCAGCCACGACCAUCCCGUCGACUGGCCCCUUCUCGGCGUUCUCAAACACCAUCACCACCAGCACACACAAUAAUAUGAGAGGGUCAUCCAGCACUGCAAGUACUACUGGCGGCGCGUCACCGUCAUCACAAGCGCCGUCAAUAAUACUCGAGGGCGAAGAAGACGAAGACGAUGAAGAGGGCAUUGUGAUUGUUGGAGAUGAAAUGGACUCAAUGGACGCCACAAUGGUCGGUCGUUCAUCGCGAAACGAGGACGACCGAGAAUCGACAACUCAACCAUUCAAUCUGGCAACAAAACGACCGAAACUAUCAAUCGGCGAAGCAGGCGAUGAAGAUCUCGUUAGUAAUGCUGACAGUGUAGAUGACACCGACUCAAUGGGUGCUACUGAUCACCACUCAGUGUCUUUCAACAACAACGGCCCUCAUUUCCAGCAUCAACAUCAGCAGCAGCCACAGCAACAACAACAGCAGCAGCAGCAGCAACCCAAUGCCGCUGCAGCUGCGGCAUUCAAUAAUCGUGGAGUGAGAAAAAGAAAGUCUCAGCAUCCAACGAGGUGCGCAAUGCCCACAGAAAUACACUCGUCCUCGACUGACGGGGAUUCUUCAAACGACGCGGUCUUUCAAGACCAACCAGAAGACAUGUCAAUGUCCCGACUGGAGGCCGAGCAGCAACGCAAGGCCUCGCUCUCACCAAGCAUCUCCAAUGCCACCGACAAUGAGUCGACUCAAGUGGCCGAUAUCAAGGAGGUGAAACAAGAGAGAACCUCCGAGACUGAUAACAAUCUAGACGAUCAACAUCAACAGCAAGACGAACCGAGAGACUUGAGUUCACGAGCCAGCAGUGUGAGGUCACCAAAAAGAUCUCACUCACCUGAACCUAAACGUGAGCCUCGUUCUCCAUCAGCGUCGCCGACUGCAGCAGACGAGUCUGAGUCUGCUCAGUCAAAGUCCAGGCGCUUGAGCAGCGAACCCGAUGAUCCAAAAGACGAGAAAGACUUGAGCGGCACCACAGCCGAGUCCACCAGCUCUCACACCACCAGCAUCGCCCCUGUCCAGGUCAAGGAGGAGCGCUGCGAAGAGUCAAACGCCGAGGGGUCCAGAGCAACAACCGAUCCUGAGGAGGAGGACGACGACGAUGUUGAGGAUGAGUCGAAGGACGAGAGCCGUCUUAAAAGAGAAGGUGAGCGUCCCGAUGUAUCCUCCCGUGCCCCGAGCUCGGUCGACAGCUACCCGACUGCUAACGACGAACUCUCCCUCGACUCCUCGAAUGCUUUGCGUCAACUCGAGUCCUUGUCGCAGGGUCGCAUGAUGAUGAUGGGUCCAUACACCGCCGGUUCUGGGAGCCAUCAGCACCAGCAGCACCACCACCAGCAGCAGCAUCAUCAGCGAGGUUCAACAUCGAGGCCUGGCCGCAUCUCCACCAGCCCUAUCAACAUCAGCAGCCUCUCUACCAACAUCACCACCAGCAGCAGUCCGCCAUUGAUGAUGCAGCAGGACAACAACAGCAACAUGGACAAUUACUCUCGUGGCUCGCGCUCGUCCAGCGCCUCGCCCUCCACAGCGGCUACGGAUACGGACAAUAGUCUCAUCACGUACGCAAGGUACGAAAACGGUGGGUUUGUUAGUACCCAAGAGGUACCAUUAGACAGGGACAAUCCUCGGAGGUGCACUGCCUGUGGCAAGGUCUUCCAGAACCACUUUGGUGUUAAAACUCACUACCAAAACGUCCAUCUGAAGCUGAUGCACCGCUGCAGCGUGGACGGCUGCAACGCGGCCUUCCCGUCCAAGCGCUCUCGCGACCGACACUCUGCUAACCUGAACCUCCACCGCAAGCUCCUGUCCACGUCAUCCAGUCCGCCGACUUCUUCAAGUCUGCCACCGAGCCUGUCACCGCGCAUGGACGAGCAGAUGAGCCCGCUCCUGCACAACGACUUCCUUGCGCGACUGUACGCCGACGCGAGCAUCAGUAGUCUAGGCGGCUAUGGUCUCCCCUCAGCAGUUGAUCUCGCCGCGAGAAUUCCACCGCCACACCUUCUGAUGCCGCCGCACUUGAGCCCUUUUCCCGGGCUCUCGUCCUUCGCUAGCCACCUCGCGGGCCUCAACGGUCUCACGCACCAGCACCUCAGCCAACUCAACCAGCUAAGGCUCAAUCAAGAGCCUCGCAGUCCUUCGAAAUCGCUGUCAUCACCCGCCACCUCUCCGAUCGGCUCCUCGGACGAUAGAUCCACAGAGGAGGCCGUCAGGUGCACGAUAGCCGGAUGUGAUCGCGUCUUUGGAUCCCGUGCAGUACGAGAUGCUCACUCCCGAGAUCCUCAAGCUCACCGAGACCUCCCAGUUAUAUCGACGAGUGCCAGUGGCUCGUGACCAACGUCCGCGUAUCCGCUCGCGAUCUCCCGCCGCGGCUACGAGCAACCUUACCCGUAAUCCCGAAAUCUGACGUGGCGAAUUCAAUAUAUAUAUAAAUAUAAAUAUAUAUCUACAUAUAUAUAUAAAUAUCCUUAAACACUGUGGGAUGGACUGGAUCUACUCGUUCUCACUCACACCCCGCGCACAAGAUCGCAGCCCGAUUACGAUACAUCAAAACCAUUUGUAUUUUUUUAUUAUCUUACUUUAUAACUUAUGUAUUAUUAUUAUUAUUAUUUUUUUUUUUUUUGACCUUUUUUCGUAAACUUUUACUCAGUCUUAUCGUACUUUAAUGUUCUCCGUACGUACUCGAUUCGAAAUAACGAUACGCGGAGUUGUGUUUCAUCACCCCACGUUACAACAAACUCAAGCGUGAUUAAUAAAAAUAUAUAUAAAUAUAUAUAUAGUGUUUUAAAUACUUGAAACUAUCUUUAAUGAAAUAAUAAUAACAAUAAUAAUAAAUGUUUUAAGAUGAAGUAGCGAGAGAUAUUUAUUGUAUUAAUUCCGAGAAUCGGAAUUAUUGAGAUAAGAAUUUUAUCAUCGUUGUGAUUACGUACACUAGUGUACGCUAAUAUAUAUAAUCAUGCUUAGCAAUACUCUGUAUAUACUUAAUCAAUGAAUAUUAUUAAUUAUUAAUUAUUAAUUAACAUAAUCGCGAAAAGUUCUCAUUAAAGUAUCUCGCGGUUUUUGUAAAGAGUCCGGAAAAAAUGGCAGCUAAGAUUUUAAAAAAAUAAAUAAUAAAGAGAGUGGGUAUUAUUGCAAUGAGAUUUAAAAGUUUUAAGAGACUGGUGCCACUUCUCUGGUGUAGAUUAAUUUAAUAAAUGAAUAAUUAAUUAAUUAAGUGACCGAGGAAAAUUAUAUAGAUAAUUAUUUAUUUGUUUUCUUUAGGGAUCAUAAUUAAAAUAUGAUCUGCGUAUAACAGGCGGCCAGUAGCGGGCACUGCCGCACUAAUAAUAAUAAUUAUUAAUUAAUAGAUAAAAAAAUAUAAUAAUACACUUCCUACUGAUAAAAAAUUCAGUCAUGAUCUUAAAAAAAUUUAACACUAGAUAAAAAAAAAAUUAUCCUGAAAUUAACAGACUAACAAUUUUGGGAUUUUUUUUUGCAACAAAUCGAUGAUAAAAAAAAAAAAUAUGCGCAUGUAGAAAAUAGAAAAAAAUACAAGUGCAAUUUUUUAAAAUAUUUUUUUUUUUAUAAUUUAUCGUUUUUUAAAAAUUUUAAAAGUUAUUGGACGUCGGCUGACUCACGAUUCUGAAGUUGACAGACUUAGAAUUUUGGGAUUUUUUUUUUCAACAGAUCAAUUCCAAAAAAAAAAAAAAAAAAAAAAAAUGCACAUGUAGAAAAUUGAAAAAACUAUAUGUGCAAUUUUUUAAAAUAUUUUUUUUUUUAUAAUUUAUCGUUUUUUUCAAAUUCCAAAAAUUAUUGGACGUCGGCUGACUCACGAUCCUGAAGUUGACAUGAUACUGAAGUUAGCAGACGUCUAAUAAUUUUUUGAUAUUUUUUAGACGAUAAAACAUAAAAAAAAAAAUAUUUGACAAAAUUGCACCUGUGGUUUUUUAAAUUUUCUACAUGUGCAUAUUUUUAUUGGAUUUUUUUGAAAUUUAUUUGUUGAAAUACGAAAAUUCAAAAAUUUUUAAAUGUCUGCUAACUUCAGUAUCAUGAAGUUGACAGACUUAGAAUUUUGGGAUUUUUUUUUUAACAAAUUAAUUACACAAAAAAAAAAAAAAAAAAAAAUUGCACAUGUAGGAAAUGGAAAAAACUAUAUGUGAAAUUUUUUUAAAUAUUUUUUUUUUAUAAUCUACUGUUUAAAAAAAAUCCAAAAAUUAUUAAACGUCGGAUAAUUUCAGUAUUAUAAAAAAAGGCGUGUAAUAAUUACUCGAUAUUUUAAGUAAACUCUCGCGAUCAAAACUAAUUACACUCUUUGCACUGCCUGUCAAAAUAUAUCACCAGUUUUUUUUAAAUUUUCAAAAAAAAAAUGUCGCCUUUGAAUUUAAAUAAAAAAAAAUAAAUAAAUAAAUAAAAAAGCUUCUGCAGUUCGCUAUAUUUUUCCUCGACUGUAUAUAUGUUGGUUAAUUUUAUUAUAAAUAAUAAGUUAUUGAAAUAAGAUGAAAUUAUUUUUUAUUUAAAUUAAAUGGUUUUUUUGCUAUUAAUGUGUUCGCAAAUAAGUUGUUUAUUUUUGUGGAUUUAGGAUUAAGUUUUAGAUUUGAUUAUUUAGAUAUCGAAGAGUAUGGUAUAUAUAGAUAUAUAUAUCCAUAUAUAUGUAAUUUAAAAGUUAUGAUAUUAUAAUAUAAUAUAACGUGUACUCUAGAUGAAGAAAUUAUGCGAGACGAUAAUUUAACCAUUGUAAUUAUGUAUAAACCAAACGCUAUGAUGUAUAUUAUAGAUCAAUUAUAAUUAUAAAAAUAAACAAAAUCACUCAUCAUUAUUAAAAUAAAAAUAUCUAU
Messenger RNA from Microplitis mediator, 8593 nucleotides. RefSeq lists its product as uncharacterized. Bases 729 to 6113 code for a protein of 1794 amino acids. Gene Ontology annotation, biological process: regulation of DNA-templated transcription. The record is from RefSeq and is a predicted model, not a curated record. Gene Ontology annotation, cellular component: nucleus. Lineage: Eukaryota; Metazoa; Arthropoda; Insecta; Hymenoptera; Braconidae. The transcript is spliced from 5 exons.